GAGGCAGAAGAGCCGCCGCGCCGCAGACAGUCAGACAGACAGACAGACAGACAGACAGAGGAUGAAGAUGUUGUCCUCCCUCAGCCUGCGCUGCCUCCUCCUGCUCCUCCUCUCCCUCAGCGCCUCCAUCAGCUGCUCCUCCGCCGCACAGAGAGACUCCAAACUCCGCCUGCUGCUGCACCGGACCCCGCUGCUCAGCUCCAAACAGGACGCGUCUCGCUCCUCGCUGGCGGAGCUGCUCCUCUCCGACCUCCUGCAGAUGGAGAACGAGGCUCUGGAGGAGGACGGGUUCCCUGAAGGCGAGCCGGAGGACAUCCGCGUGGACCUGGAGCGCGCCGCCAGCAGCGGGCCGCUGCUCGCCCCCCGGGAGAGGAAGGCGGGCUGCAAGAACUUCUUCUGGAAGACCUUCACGUCCUGCUGAGCCUUCCUCCUCCUCCUCCUCCUCCUCCUCCUCCUCCUCCUCCUCC
Messenger RNA from Xiphophorus maculatus (southern platyfish), 467 nucleotides. It is a transcript of the gene sst1.1, whose product is annotated as somatostatin. Gene Ontology annotation, molecular function: hormone activity. The record is from RefSeq and is a predicted model, not a curated record. Gene Ontology annotation, biological process: regulation of cell migration. The transcript is spliced from 2 exons. Gene Ontology annotation, cellular component: extracellular region. Bases 62 to 421 code for a protein of 119 amino acids. Lineage: Eukaryota; Metazoa; Chordata; Actinopteri; Cyprinodontiformes; Poeciliidae.